UCACCAGAUGGCUUCUCUCCAUAGUUCCUAGAAACGUAACAUAAACCCUCUCCCUACACAUAUACACACACACAUACACACAUAUUCUCAUAUAUAUAUACACACACAUAUAUAUACACACACACGCAUCUACUCGAGCUUCUGUUUCAGCAGAAACCAUGGUGGUAUUGUCGCAGCCAGUGACGUUAGACAACCACGUCUCUGUAAUCCCAACAUGCAGACCGGUUUCGGUUCAGGGACCGGUUCCCGUGGCUGAAAUCCCGAUGGUGGACCUAACCGACCCGGAGGCCAAGACCCGGAUCGUGGAAGCGUGCGUGGAAUUCGGGUUCUUCAAGGUGGUGAACCAUGGGGUCCGACCCGAACUCAUGACCCGAUUAGAGCACGAAGCGAUCAGAUUCUUCGCUCUGCCUCAGUCUUCCAAGGACAAGGCGGGUCCACCCGACCCGUUCGGGUACGGUAGCAAACGGAUCGGACCUAACGGCGACGUGGGUUGGAUUGAGUAUAUUCUCCUCAAUGCCAAUCCCCAAGUCAUCUCUCUCAGCACUCUCGCCGUUUUCCGUCAAACUCCUCCGAUUUUCCGAGCUGCGGUCGAGGAGUACAUGACGGCGGUGAAGGCGGUGGCGUGUGAGGUGCUGGAAAAGAUGGCGGAAGGGCUGGGAAUCGAGCCAGCAGACAGGCUGAGCAAGCUGGUGAAGGACGAGAAGAGCGACUCCUGCCUGAGGCUGAACCAUUACCCGGCGGCGGCGGAGGAAACGGCGGCGGCGGAGGGGCGGGGGAGGGAGGUGGUGGGGUUCGGAGAGCACACGGAUCCACAAGUGAUAUCAGUUCUGAGAUCGAACAACACGACGGGUCUUCAAAUCUGUCUGAAAGGCGGCAGUUGGGUCGCUGUCCCUCCUGAUCACUCCUCUUUCUUCAUCAAUGUCGGAGACGCCCUUCAGGUGAUGACUAAUGGGAAAUUCAAAAGCGUGAAACACAGAGUGUUGGCAGAUACGAGGAAAUCUAGGGUUUCGAUGAUAUACUUCGGUGGACCGCCGUUGAAUGAAAAGAUCGCACCUUUGACAUGCCUCGUCCCUAACCAGGACGACCGCCUUUACAAGGAAUUCACUUGGUCCCAAUACAAAUCCUCUGCUUACAAGACCAGACUCGGCGACUAUAGGCUCGGCCCCUUCGAGAAAAACCCUCUCCCCCAAUCCGAGGGUUUUGACCAGUGAUGACCCUUUUGACCAAUUUCCCCAUAAACCCAUAAAUAAAUAAAAAAUAGAAUAUAUAUAUAUAUAUUAUAGUUGUUUUAAUUAGGUAAAAUGAACUAGGGUUUGCAUAGAUAGGUCACUGAAAUGGGAGUUUGUUCCUGCUUUUGUAUUUAUUUCUCUAUCUUUUUUCAUUUUGUAUCUCUUUUUCUUUGGUGUAUUUCGUUAAUGUAUCAGUGUAUAUGUGUGUAUAUUUGUCAUCACUAUGUAUGCCGUUGUGCAAUGAAAAAUUAUGUUAAUAUUUAUGAGUUUUUUUU
This is a messenger RNA of Tarenaya hassleriana, 1504 nucleotides long. Its product is annotated as gibberellin 2-beta-dioxygenase 2. The record is from RefSeq and is a predicted model, not a curated record. Gene Ontology annotation, biological process: response to light stimulus; gibberellin catabolic process. Lineage: Eukaryota; Viridiplantae; Streptophyta; Magnoliopsida; Brassicales; Cleomaceae. The coding region runs from base 159 to 1211 and encodes 350 amino acids. The transcript is spliced from 3 exons.